AUGUCUCAUCACUCCAUCAUGGCCUCCUCUGGACACAAGCAUUUAGGCUCCUGUUCUGUUGCCUUACCCAAACAUUCUUCACACAGUAUCUUAUCACACUCUUCUAAGCAUGCUGGGCAUGGCCACAAGAUACAACAUUCCUUCACCAGUGCAAGUGCCCAUAAUAUUGGAUCAAAAGGACAUAAGAUGUCAGUUGGCAGUUAUUGUUCAGGAAAAAGUGGACAUGGACAUAGAUCUGGAUUUGGUAUUGUUGGGCUUGGUCGUGGAUUUGGAGAACAAUGUGGAGGAAUCACCCCUGUUACUGUGAACCAAGGCCUACUAGCUCCUCUUAAUUUGGAGAUUGAUCCAAGUAUUCAAAGAGUAAGAACCGAAGAGAAGGACCAAAUUAAAGGACUCAACAAUAAGUUUGCUUCCUUCAUUGACAAGGUGAGAUUCCUUGAACAGCAGAACAAGAUGCUGGAGACCAAAUGGAGUAUUCUGCAGGAGCAGAGGACAGCCAGGUGCCAGAUUGAACCUCUGUUUGAGGCUUUUAUCAGUAACCUCAGGAGGCAGCUUGAGAGCCUGGAAUGUGAGGGGGCUCGUAUGGCGGCUGAGAGGAACAGUAUGGAAGGAACAGUAGAAGAACUGAAGAGAAGGUAUGAAGAUGAGGUGAACAGAAGAACAGCAGCAGAGAAUGAAUUUGUAUCUCUGAAGAGGGAUGUUGAUGCUGCUUUCAUGAACAAAGCUGAGCUGCAGGCAAAGGCUGAUUCCCUGACUGAUGAGAUCAACUUCCUGAGAACACUUUAUGAUGCGGAGAUUUCUCAGCUCCAGGCUCAGAUCUCAGACACUUCAGUAGUAGUUUCCAUGGACAACAGCCGAGAUCUGGACAUGGGCAGUAUCAUUGCUGAGGUCAGAGCUCAGUACGAGGAGAUUGCUAACAGAAGCAGAGCUGAAGCUGAGGCCAUGUACCAGUCAAGGUUUGAAGAUCUGAGAAUGGCAGCUGGAAGGAACGGCAAUGACCUACAGAACAGUAGAAACGAGAUUGCUGAACUUAAUCGAACAAUUCAGAGACUUAGAGGAGAAAUCGAGUGUGCCAAAUCUCAGCGUGCUGCACUAGAAUCUGCCAUCAGUGAAGCUGAGGAACGUGGUGAAGCUGCUGUCAGGGAUGCAAAAAAUAAGCUGGCUGAGCUGGAGGCUGCUCUACAGAAGGCCAAGCAGGACAUGGCUCGCCAAAUGAGAGAAUACCAGGAACUGAUGAAUGUCAAACUGGCUCUGGAUAUUGAGAUCGCCACUUAUAAAAAGAUGCUGGAGGGAGAGGAGUACAGAUUGGCUUCUGAUGGUCAUGUUAAUCUGUUCUACACUCCAGCACUGGAGGAAAACACCAUUCGGGGGGACAACAUGGAGGACACCAUGGAGGAAACCAUGGAGGACACCAACAUCACAAUCAUAAGGGAGGAUUCACCUCGGUCAGCCAUGUCUCCAAAAUGA
Molecule: messenger RNA, 1467 nt
Organism: Nanorana parkeri
Lineage: Eukaryota; Metazoa; Chordata; Amphibia; Anura; Dicroglossidae
Product: keratin, type II cytoskeletal 8-like
Exons: 9
Coding region: 1-1467 (488 amino acids)
Biological process (GO): intermediate filament organization; keratinization
Cellular component (GO): keratin filament
Molecular function (GO): structural constituent of skin epidermis
Source: RefSeq, a predicted model, not a curated record